GCCCUUAGCCCUAAGAGGCAUGGAAGAGAAGAUUAACAGUGGCGAUGGCGAGGAGAAGCGCAGGGCUGCGUUCAAGCACAAGACGGGCGGCCAGGGAUGGGCCAAGCGAGUGCUUGUGGGAUCAUCAGCAGCAACCGGGAUUGGGGCGACCAUCGGUUUGAUCGGAGGCGCGGCCAAAGGGCAUCCGGUGAGAGCGUUCGCGCUGCCAGUGACGAUUAAUUUCGCGAUUGCUGGAUCUUUCCUCUCUGGCAUGACAGAGGUGACUCGAGCGAUGCUUCGGACGGAGCCCGGCUCGUAUACAAACACGAUUGGAGGGGGAAUGAUCAGCGGGAUUGUUCUUGCCCGACUGCAAGGCAUUGCUGCGAGUCCAUUUUCAAUGGGGCUUUUAUUUGCUGCGGUUGGAACCGGCUGCCAGUUUGCUGCGAAUCAGUGGGACGAGUACAGGCUGAAGAAGUUCGUGGAUACUCUUCCAGAUGAUGCGUUCCCGGAGGAGUUUCGCGAGACGAGGAAAGAGAUGGUGGAGGAGGCAAACAAGGAGAGGUCAUGGCCGUCGUGGUUGCCAUUCAGGAAGCUCAGCGAGGAGGAAUUCCAGCACAAGGCCGAGCUUGCGCGAAGGAUGAAACAAGAAAGAGGGAGUGUAGACGAAUGACAGGCUUGUUUUCUCUCCUCUAGGAAUAGAGCUUUGUCGCAGAUCGAUUGAGCUCGAACGAAAGAAUAUGACGAGUGUCUAGUGAAUAUGCCUCUA
Molecule: messenger RNA, 745 nt
Organism: Selaginella moellendorffii
Lineage: Eukaryota; Viridiplantae; Streptophyta; Lycopodiopsida; Selaginellales; Selaginellaceae
Exons: 4
Coding region: 20-649 (209 amino acids)
Source: RefSeq, a predicted model, not a curated record